ACACACUCGAGUCAAUAGCUAACGCUAGCUAGCUGCACAUGUAAGUUGAAUUUUGUCCAUGGCAUCAUCUAAAUGUCAAAUAUACCAUUAAAAUGCGUUAAUAAACUACGAUAAUAAUAUUUAUUCUAAGGAGAAACUGACUUGCACUUAGAAAACGUAACAUAUUGCAGUUUCCACUUAAAGAAAUCCCCCAGCGUUCCGUUUUAUCUAACAACGUAGAUGAAGCAAGCGUUUGCUAACGUUAGCUACGCUUCAGUGGAACUUCAAUUGCGAAGUACGUAGCUAACUAACGUUAGUCAUUUGGAUAUUUGUGCAGUCGCUAGACUGUAACAAAGUUAUCUAGCUAGCGAACAAGGCCAAGUUACAGAUGCUGUAUUAUUUGCAGUGCUCAGAGGAACCCCUACAGCAGGAGGAAAACAUGCCCUCCAGCUGUGUGGCCAUCAACUGUUCUGUGGAGAGGAGCCCUGAGACUUUGAAACAGGGCAUCACAUUCCACAGGUUUCCCAAGGACCCUGUGCGCAGGCUGCAAUGGUGCUCAGCGCUGCGCAGACAGAGCAGUGACCACCAGCUGUGGGUGCCCACCAAAAACAGUGUGCUCUGCAGCUUACACUUCACCUCUGACAUGUUUGACCGUACAGGCCAAACUGUGCGCCUCCGUGACUGUGCCAUACCCACAGUCUUUGAUUUCCGCAAGAGGAAGAGGGAAGGAAGGGAGGGAGAGGAGAACGUGGAGAAGGAUCUGGAGCGGCCAAAGAGGGGGAGGAGGGGAAAGCGGGAGGACCAGAUGGCAGGACGGAGUGCAGACUCGCCAGCCGGUCUGGGGGACCUGGCCCUGGCUGCGGAGCUAAUGGAGGUGGUGAGUGACACGGUGCAGCAGGUGCAGCUGGGGAUGUGGAGCCGCCGGGGCUUCCUGAAUGACCAUGGCUGCCUGACCAUCCCCACCGACCCGGCCCGCCUCUGUGCUAUGGUGCGCGGACUGGCCAAGGACCAGCACCGCCAGGAGCAGGCGCUCCUCAGCGUGCAGAAGGCUGUGGAGGCGAAGGAGAAGCUACUCCAGAAGAGGAAGUCCCAUUUAUAUGGAUGGAUAUAUACUGGAGCAAUUCAGAAGCAGUGGGAGUGGGAGAUGCACACCCUGACCGCGGUUCGGGACUCGAGGAUCCGGGCCCUGGAGGACCAGCUGGCGCAGCAGCGCACGGAGGCCGCCGGCCUGCAGGAGGAGCUGCGGCAGGCCAAGCAGCAGGCGCAGGCCAGCGCGGAGGCCAUGCUGUCGCUGGACACGCAGGUCCGGGAGCAGGCCCGGCCGCCGCCGAGGCCCACCACGCUCAGCGCUCAGACCCUGGCGCGCGGCUCCCCCAAGUGGCUGCGCUUCUACACUGGCUUCCACUCCUAUGCCCACUUCAAGGCCUUCCUCAGCUUCCUGCAGGGAGGGGACGGGGUGGGGCUGGGCUGGGACAUGGAGAUGGAAGUCCGGACCGAGGAGCAGGAUGUUCUGAAAGAUGAAGAGAGUCUGCCUGAUCCAUUGUCUCUGGACUCCACCCCGGUUGCUCAGGUGGACCCCACCCUCUUCCCAGCUGAUGGGGACAGCGAGGGAGAGACUGCUGAGUCAGUCCGUUGGAGGAUCAUGGGAUACUGCCGUGGGGGCGGGGGUGCGCCGACCUUGCUGAGUUCGGAGGACCAGCUGCUGCUGGUGCUGACGCGGCUGCGACUGGGCCUGCUGCUCCAGGACCUGGCCUUCCGCUUCCGCGUGGCCGAGUCCACCGUGUCGCGCAUCUGGGUGCACUGGAUGGAGGUGCUGCAGAGGAGGCUCCAGCAGAUCCCGGUGAAGUGCAGCCAGCGCUACAUCAGCUACUUCCAGCCCAAGCACGCCCUGGCGCUGGGGUCCGGGCGCGAGGUGACGGUGCUGGAGUGCGCAGACCUGCUGUUCGACGCGUCCUCCCGGGACCGGCAGCGCGCGGCGGGGCGGUUGGGCGAGGCUCCAGGGGCGCUGCAGUCCUCGCAGCCCUACCGCUUCCUGUCCCACCACCGCGGCUGCGCCCUGGCAUCGCCCGAGGGCUUCCUGGGCUUCGCCAGCUCCGUGCGCCUGGAGGAGUGGGAGGACUGGGCGGCCAAUCCCGGCAGCCCUGAACCCGCCCCCCUCAGCCUGCCCUCCCACCUGGUCGGGAACAAGAGUGGGUGCGCCCCGCCCCCGCCGGUGGGUGUGCCUUCCCGAGAGGUCCUUAGUGUGCGUAGCCUGACUGACAAGGUACUGACAUUCCGCUACCUGAGGGCGGUGCACCCGCACAGCUCCGCCCCCCAGCUGGAUCGGGCCUGGGAGGUGUGCUGCUACCUGGCCUGCCUCCUGCACCAGCCCAUGGGCCUUCGCUAGGAGCAGACUGGGCAGGCCCAGGCGAACCGCCCUUUCAGGAACCAACCCCCGGUGAGGCCACUAAACUCUGCCAACGCUCCAAACUGGUACCUGCUUUAUACAGAGCUAAUGUAUUUAUGGGGAGACAUAGCUCAGGAGAUAAGAGUGGUUGUCUGGCAGUCAGAGGGUUGCCGGUUCGAUCCCCCGCCCUGGGAGUGUCAAAGUGUCCCUGAGCAAGACACCUAACCCCUAAUUGCUCCCAACGAGCUGAUUGGCACCUUGCAUGGCAGCCUUUCGCCGUUGGUGUGUGUGAGUGUGUGUGUGAAUGGGUGAAUGGGAGGCAUUUGUAAAGCCUUUGGAUAUAUAAAUAUAUAGAUAAAAGCGCUAUGUGAAUGCAGUCCAUUUAUCAUUUACCAUUUUGUACAUAAAAAAGAAUUUUUUCUGUACAUGAAU
Anguilla anguilla (European eel) is the source of this 2797-nucleotide messenger RNA. RefSeq lists its product as uncharacterized. NCBI's taxonomy places the organism in Eukaryota, Metazoa, Chordata, Actinopteri, Anguilliformes, Anguillidae. The transcript is spliced from 9 exons. The record is from RefSeq and is a predicted model, not a curated record. The coding region runs from base 368 to 2365 and encodes 665 amino acids.